AUGUUGUGGAAACACUCGCUAUCCCAUUUAUAUUUUCUAAUAUUUUUAAGAUUCAUUAGUUGUUGUCAGUGUAAUGCUAAUACUGUGACCCAUAAUCAAAGUGAACAGAAUCUAAAUAUAGAGAAGAGACAACUGGAAUUCGAUGAUUUUGCUACAACAGAACUGAUUGAGAAUAUCACAGAAACGAUUUUCUUUGAUUCAUCAUCAACAUCGCAGCAUCAGAACGGAUCAGAGACGAAUGAAACUACUACUGAUAUAUUUAUUGAGACCACAAGUGCCGAAACAUUAGAUAAUGAUCUUGAAAAGAAAGAAAGGAACAAAGAGAAGACUCCCAAAGAUAAUGCAACAACCACAGAAGCUACUUUUAGUAGUGGAGAGUUAAUUGUAGAAGCAACUGAGAAUAAUGUUGAUUUUAAUGAACUUUCUUCAAUAGACUUAGAUUUUGAAAACACAACUGAAAACGUAACUAAGAAAAAGAUGAAGAUAGUGAAAAGUUCAUCGAGAGAUUUGAUUAAGAAAUGUCGACACUACAAGAAAGGGAAUUCUUUUAAUUUAUCGAAGAUGGCCGACAUUUGGCAAGUAGCGUACUAUCGAUUGCCGAAUAAGUUGAAAUGCUUUAAGCUGCAUAUAAAGAUGGUGAAGUUCUUGGAGCAACAGCGCUAUGCUUCAAUAUUUGGUAGUUUUAAUGAAACAGUCCACUGGGAGAAAUGCUUUUUGGAAAUAAAAUCUAGUGAAAAAUUGGAUGGAGGGUCGCGCAGACACUUUCUACAAGGCACACAGAGUGAAAAAGGCGUGAUGGACAAUAUCAUUAUCGAUGAAGAACAUUGUCAAAACACAACCUAUUUAACUCUUCACCGAGAAAGUGGUGACCAGUGGCUGGUGAUAAAGAAUCUGCUGAUGAUGAGAGACUGUGACACUGGUGACCUCGUGGUCUUCAGCAGAGUACCUUCACGACCUAGAAAACAAGAGAUCUUAGAUGCGCUAAGAAUCUUUGGAGAGUACAAACCCAAUGGCACUAUGGCAUGCGAAGAAAAAGCCGAGAAAUCUUGGUUGAGGUACCAAGAAGAUACUACUGAAGUCCAUUCUGAAGACGCUUAGGGUUCUAAAAGAAAACAGUCGUAAGUUUAAGGUCAUCUGUUGGUAAAUAACUUUCUGGUGAAUAUACUACAGAUAAAAAAUAUUUCUUCUGCACAGACUGGACUUGGACAGAUUUUUGCUCUCUCUAAAAAUUUGAAGAAAUGUUAA
This is a messenger RNA of Spodoptera litura, 1245 nucleotides long. RefSeq lists its product as uncharacterized. The record is from RefSeq and is a predicted model, not a curated record. NCBI's taxonomy places the organism in Eukaryota, Metazoa, Arthropoda, Insecta, Lepidoptera, Noctuidae.